Sphaerodactylus townsendi is the source of this 1680-nucleotide messenger RNA. Its product is annotated as vomeronasal type-2 receptor 26-like. Gene Ontology annotation, biological process: G protein-coupled receptor signaling pathway. Gene Ontology annotation, cellular component: membrane. The transcript is spliced from 5 exons. Bases 1 to 1593 code for a protein of 530 amino acids. NCBI's taxonomy places the organism in Eukaryota, Metazoa, Chordata, Lepidosauria, Squamata, Sphaerodactylidae. Gene Ontology annotation, molecular function: G protein-coupled receptor activity. The record is from RefSeq and is a predicted model, not a curated record.
AUGCACACAUCUCCCAAGCACAGCGCUCCAAGCACCCAGUAUGUGCACAAAGAAGGGAAUGGGGACAUUUCGGAACCACACUCCCGAUUAAAAGAGGAAGAUCGUGACUGGCACAUAAAGAACUUCUGGAGUACAAUCCAUGGCUGCACUUGGACAGAUCUGUCCACGUGGCCGCAGUGUACAGGUGAAGAGAAUGUUACCAGCUUCAAAUUGUCCAAGGACACGUAUCUCUCGCCAACAUGGGGUUACAGCAUAUACAAUGCAGUAUACGCCGUGGCUCACGCUCUACAUGCCGCAGUGUCACGUCAGCCCCUGGGCAAUUUAAGGGGCUCCCAGUCAUGGCAGCUCCUCCCUUUCUUGACAAACGUAAACUUCACGAACCCCGCUGGAGAGGAUUUGUUCUUCGAUAAAAACGGGGACUUGGCAGCAAGAUAUGACAUUCAGAACUUGAUCUUUUCGUCUGAUAAAACCCUGUCUCGUGUCCCUGUUGGAUCUUUUCGCCCUCGAGCUGCUUUGACGCACGAGCUCGUCAUAAACAAGAGCGCCAUCCAGUGGCCUAGCAGCUUCAAACAGAUUCCCUCUUCAGUGUGCAGCCAAAACUGCCCUCCUGGAUAUCGAAAGAAAAUCCGCAGAGGGGAGCCAGACUGCUGCUUUGACUGCGUGCCCUGUACGGCUGGAGAGGUUUCCAACCAAAGUAACAUGGAAACUUGUUUGAAGUGUCCAGAAGACCAGUACGCAAACGAGAACAGGGACCAAUGCUUCCCGAAAACCAUUGUUUUCCUAGCCUAUGAUGACCCCCUGGGGCUAACCUUGGCAUCUCUGGCAAUCUCCUUCUCCCUCCUCACCACCUGCGUUCUGGUGACAUUUGUCCAGUACCGCGACAGCCCCAUCGUCAAAGCCAACAACCGCCAUCUUAGCUACGUUCUCCUCAUCUCGCUCCUUGUCUGUUUUCUCGCUUCCUUGAUGUUUAUCGGCUGUCCUCUGAAAGGGACCUGCCUGCUACAGCAGACCAUCUUUGCGGUUGCUUUUGCUGUGGCCAUCUCUUCCGUCUUGGCUAAAACCAUAACAGUGGUCUUGGCCUUCAAGGGCCCCGAGAUGGGCCACAGACUGAGGACCUUCUUGAGCAAUAGGAUAUCCUAUUAUGUUGUCCUUUUCGGGGCCCUCGUUCAAGUCCUUCUUUGCUCUGUCUGGCUGGGAACAUCUCCUCCUUUCCCUCAGAAAAACACCCAAGCAGAGAUCAAGCAGAUUGUGGUCCAGUGUAAUGAAGGAUCUGUUGGUAUCUUCUUUGGCACACUGGGCUACCUGGGUUUUUUGGCUGCCAUCAGCUUCACAGUUGCCUUUUUGGCCAGGAGGUUGCCGGACUCUUUCAAUGAAGCCAAACACAUCUCUUUCAGUAUGGUCGUUUUUUGCUGCGUCUGGAUUUCCUUCGUUCCCGCAUACCUCAGCUCUCAAGGGAAGACUGCCGUUGCCAUAGAGAUCUUCUCCAUUUUGGCUUCCAGUGCUGGAAUUCUGGCCUGUAUCUUUACUCCAAAACUCUUCAUUAUUUUGGUGAGGCCGGACAGGAACAGCAAGAAAUAUCUGAGGAGGAAAUGAAAUCCCUUCUAUCUAAUCCGUGGGCCCUUUUUGUUUUAGGUUGAACAGUCAGCCCCCAUAUAAUGUGUGAUUGGUAAAAAUACCUGU